Molecule: messenger RNA, 2467 nt
Organism: Eupeodes corollae
Lineage: Eukaryota; Metazoa; Arthropoda; Insecta; Diptera; Syrphidae
Gene: Slob
Product: slowpoke-binding protein
Exons: 12
Coding region: 135-2033 (632 amino acids)
Source: RefSeq, a predicted model, not a curated record
UGUGACGAUAGUUACAGUGAGAUGCAAGUGGAUUAUAGAAAUUCUGCAACACAUUACUGGAUUACAGCUUUUUGGUGUGCCAUUGGAGCUAUUGUAUUGGGAGCAAUUGCGGUGAUAUCAUAUUGGAUACGAAAAUGCAGGACACCACUGGGCAGCAAUUACAGCACCAACAACAACAACAACACAACCACCACCAGCUUCAGCUACAGCUUCAACAACAACAACCACUCCAUCAACAGCUCCUCCAGGUGGACAAUAGAAUCAUACAACAGCAUCCUAUUAGACAAAAGGAUAUCUUUCAUCAGCCUCUGCAGGCGAAUGCACUCCAAUGCAAUCUUCCAUCUCACGCACCUCUGUCAGUACCGAUCACCGCCGCCACCGCACCAACAUCCACCACAACUUCGGCACAGUCCAAUCCCAAAUCAGUAUCAAUUCUAGUAUAUAAGACCUUGAAUACGGUUUUCAAAAGUAGUCGCAAGAUCAUCUUUCGAGUGUGCGAGGUAGCCAGUGCCAAAAAGUCCUUUACAAUGUUCAAAUUCAAUCAGAGAGCAAAAAGUUCAGAGGCUGCUGCAGCAGCCGCCUGCACCGGACAUGAUCGGUUUAGUCAAGUUCGUGUAACAAAUAAGAAAAAGAAGGACUUCUAUAAGAAAAAGAAAACAAAUGGACUGAGACGAAGUAAUUCGGCGAUUGAAUUUGAUGCUUCAGCAUUAACUGCAGCGAAUAGAAGACAGCUUUUUAGUCGAAAUCGUUCAGCCAGUUCAGAACAGGACAAUUCGGAUCAAUCAGAACAUUCGGAAAAAUCCCCGCUAGUAAGCGCGAGGUUAGACAAUCUAGCAAAACUAUUUUUUAGCAAAUCGAUGCCCUCGGAAACUGGAAGUAGAGAUACAAUAGAAUCAGUGCUAACUACAAGACCAAAUUUAAAAUACCAAUACUCAGCGCUAGAUGGCGGUACUGGUGUCACUGACAGAAGUCCUCGCGAACGAGCCUCCCGUGAUCGUGCCCUAAACGCAUGCAAAGAAUGGGUACAAAAUUCAAAUGGGCGUUACGAUGUUAUCGCCCACCUAGACGAGAUUGGUUCUCGUCAUUCGAAGAACUGGUUUCUAAUCAAUGAUUCUUCGGUCCGCACUGACCGCCUUAUGACCUUACUUCCAUUACCUCCAGACUGUGUUGCCUUAGAUGAACUGCCACCAUGUGAAAGUCCAAAGGGAAUACUUAUGGAAUUGCUCGGUUCCCUCCAUCAUCCGUACAUCUAUCCUGUUCUAGAUUUAGGUUUUUUACGUACCAGUUCAAUUAAUUAUGCUUGCCUGGUAACACCAUUUAAUUCACGCGGCAGCCUCAAGGAUCUCAUUUAUAAAGCCCAGUGGAAUGAGCCAUGGAAUCGCAAAUAUACAAGAAAGCCAAACGGUUUGCCAGCAACUCAAGUGCAAAGAUUGGGUCGUCAGAUACUUGAGGCUUUGCUUUUCCUAAAAGAACGAGGCUUUCCGUUGCACGGUCAUUUGCAUAGUGGAAAUGUUAUUUUGCAAAAUGGUGCCGCAAGACUCUCUGGCCUGGAGAAUGGCCUUUUAGGAUUAAGUUCUCGCAUCAAUGCGAUUAUGUGGUCACGUUCAACCACAGACAUCGAGAAUGUAGAUAUUAUAUGUUUUGGUCAUUUAUUAUAUGAGAUGUGCACUGGCCAAGAGAUGACCACACCAAAACCGUCCAUGAGAGUUCUUGAAAUGGAUCUAGAACAAUAUCCACAGAUUUUGGAAAUCCUCGGAUUAAUCUUCGAUCCACCAGGCGGACAAUGCCCUUCAGUGGAGGAACUCGUGCUGUGUGAUCUUUUCCGUAAUAUUGACUUGCGUGAGCUACGAGGUCCAUGCUUUAGUACAAUCAAACCAAGUCUAAGUAGAUCAACCCUUAAUUUGCUGCUUGCUGUAAAAAAGCGACAAACUGCAUCCUUAGGCAGCUCAUUUAGCGAAACAAGCUCCCCAUGCACACCGCCAUCAACGCCCCGUGACCGAAGGGUUGGAAAAAAAUCACAAAACAAAAAAUAAUAAACUAAAUACAUCCUAAUGUACCUAUGCCUUACAUAUACAAACAUAUAUAUAGAACAAAGGGUAGCAUUUUACAUCCUAGUUCUGUCUUUCUAUAUAUACUUUAUAAUUAUACUCCUAUAUAUAUGUACUUAUAUUUAUAUGUUUUUCAUAUAUUCGUUUCGUGUUCGUGUUUUCCAUGUGGACUGAUUAUGAACUAAAAUGUGACAGCUUAAGAAGAAUGUCACAAAAAGUUCUCUCAUUUUAGUACUUUUUUUUUAAAUUUUUGUUUGUUUUUCUUUUUAUUGUCGUUCAUACAAAAUAUAAUCCCCGCAUGUAUCCUUAUAAAUUAUUAUAUCCUUUAACAAACCAAACAAACACCAAAUAAAUUUGUUUUUUUGUGAAUAAUAAAAUUUAAAUUUUUGUUUAUUGUAAUUUGUGUCAAAAUUAUACUU